UCUUGUCUUUUAGGUGUUCCAAAAAUCGAAAAUAUAUUUGCAGUUCCAUACCAUAGUUAUAUUUCCGGAUAGUUCAGGUUAUUGUCAAUUAUGAUGGCACCGAAAAAUUUCCACGUUAUUUUUGAGGAAUAUUUUUAGAAUUUAGUAUGGUGAGCUAGAAAUGGAGGUGUUGAAAUUUGUCCACCCCUAACUAUGGUUUCUUCCACUAAAAACCGUGUUUUAAAAAAAUAAACACACACACUCCCUCUCCGUCGAAAUCCAUUCUCUCUCUUCAUCGUGAAUCGCACCUCUCCGACGAGAAUCCCCUAUUCUCUCUUUCGCUUCCUUCAGUUGCAAAUCUCUCCGGCAGAACUUCUCGUUGGUUUAGUGAAUAAUUGGAUUCAGUUUAUUUGAGAAAUGCUAUGUUUGAAUAAUGAACAUUGAAAGAAGCAACUGGAUUGUUGUACUCUAUGACUAGCUUGAUGGAUCUUACUUGGUCAUCAAACUUUCUUUCUAUCUUGUUCCUGGACUUGAUUUUUCAGAAGGAAUUUGAUAGUGAUGGGAGACUAAGAAAGAAUGCUAAGCCAGCUAUGUUUUGUACUGCCAAUGGUUUACAAGAAUGGAAAGUUUUUCCCAAAGGACUCAACUCAAGGUUCUUCUCCUUGAGGGAGAUACACUUCUGCAGUUGAGAUAAGAGCAAAGCAUGAGGGGAUGCACUAUAAAUUAUAAUCAAUCGUAAGACUUUUUUCGCUUUUUUCUAUCUAUUUUUGGCGUUGUCUCACUUCUUCAUCUCCAUGAAAUUUGAUCUGCCAAUUCCUUUUUUUAUUACUCUGGUCUCAGACACUCCCUUUAGUUAACUGGCCUCAAAUAUAUGCUAAAGUUAAUAAUUUCAACUCAUUAAUAUCAACACUCCAAAAGAACCCCUUAUUAUGGCAUAGUAUAAUGAGUGAAGAUGAUUUAAGUGGUCACAUGAGAGGAUCUAAUCUCGCAUGUAGCUAAAUAGUUUUGCUUAUAAAUGAGACCGGAAGGUAUAUAAUAAAGAAUGAAAAAUUGUUAACCAAAAUUGAGAAGUUAUUUAACCCUAAAAAAAUUAAUUUUAUUGUAUUGCCUCUUAGACAACUUUUCGCAUAUUCUUUAUAUAAAUUAUAUUAGUACAUAUAUGAUGUAAGAAAAUUGGUUGUAUUGUGCUACAAUUUUUAUUUGAUGUUUCUUCUUAAGAAGUGGUGAAAACUUAACACAAGUGGUUUAGCCAUGUAGGGAGAAAAUCUCAAAGUUUUGUUGUAAGGAAAGUAUAUUAAAUGAGACAUAAUCAAAUCACUAGAGACAGAGAAAAAUUUAGAAAAACUAUAAAGGAAAAUUAGUAAGAAAAAUUUAGAAAUUGAUAGAAGUUUGAUAUAAGAUAGAACAUUAUAGCGUCAUUUGAUUGAUGUAGCCAAUGAAAUAAAGCUUAUUAGUUGGUUUUGUUUCUUCUUAUGAAGCGUGGGCCAAACUGACGCCAAUUGCGGAUGCUAAAUCACCAUUGUGACUUUGACUAACACUAAAUAACACGGGUUGAGGCAAGGCAAUAUUAUCUUGCAUUAAUAAUGAAAUGACAUUAGUGUCUGUUGCGGCCGCACAAUCAACACUUAAUAGCCUCUGCUCUUCAGAAGUAGACGAUUAAAUUUCGCUUCAGGAGUGUUGGCCAUGACACCAACUAAAUCAAGUUAAUGUCAACUUUUUGUUUGUUAAUAUGCGAUUUUGACAAAUGUUAAAAUCAAUGUUUCUAGUAGUGUUAUGUUCAGAAACAUAAAGUAAUCAUAGCAUGAAAGUUUAGAACAUGCAUGACACAAAAAUAGCACUAGAAAGGUUGGGGUUAUGUGACAAAUUUAAAUUAACUAUUUUAGAAUAUCUGUCUUUUUUUUAAACUCUUGACGGUUCUGUAUCAACCUCAAGUUUGCAACACCUAUUUUUGAGGUAUUGCAUAUAUUUAGAGAUUGUGUAAACCAUUAUGGUUUUGUUCUUUGUAAAGUGUCUCAGUAGGUAAGGGAGUGUGGGUGUUUUAUAAACCACCAUUAGGUUCAAUUUUCAAGUAAUGUGAGAGUUUUUGGUGUGAAAGAACAACAUCCUCCAGUCAAGACUAAGUAAGUUAAUGAGUCUUCGUGGCUUAGACUCUUGAUUCUUACGUAAAAUUUAAUGUUCCAAUGUCAAGCCCACAAGACCACAUUCCUGAAGUAGUAUUUAAUUUUAGAUCUUGUAUAAGUCUUUACGGUUUUGAAGAGAAGUAUGAAUAGUAGAAAAGUAUUUUAAUAUAUAUUAAAGUUGUAAUUUAUAAUAGAAGAAUAAACUAGUUUAAAUAGAGAUAAAUCUAAAUCUUAUGGUUUUAUUUAAUGAGUUUUAUAUUAAUAAAAUAAAAUAACUAUGAAUGUUACUAAAGACAGUCUAACUUCCCCUCAUGUUGGUGAAUGAAAAUCAGUCAUUUCAAAUUUGCAAGUAAGUUGGUUUAAUCGUUCUGUUGAUAAACCCUUUGUUAACACAUCUUUCAAUUGAUGCCCAAAAGGUAUGUAGGUGAUAGUUAUCAAUCAACUAUCCGACUUUUUUUUAUUGAAACGUCGGUCAAUCUCGAUGUGUUUUGUCCUGUCAUGUUGAACCAAAUUAUAUGCAAUACUGAUGACCGAUUUAUUGUCACAAAACAACUUCACAGAGCAUUCACACUGUAUAUUCAAAUCUUCUAAGACUUGUUUUAUCCAUAAUAGUUCACAAAUCCCUAAUGUCAUAACUCUGAAUUCAGCUUCAGCACUUGAUCAAGUAACUACAUUUUGCUUCUUACUCCUCCAAACAACAAAAUUUUUUCACUCAAGAAGGUACAAUAGACUGAAGUAGAUCUUCUAUCAAUCAAUGAAACUGCAUAAUCAACAUCAGUGUAAGUAUCCAUAGUUAGGCGUCCACCUCUUUUAAGCAAGAGUCCUCACUCUGGAGUAGCUUUGAGAUAUUGUAGAGCACGGUCAACAACCUGCAAAUGUCUCACCCUCGGACCAAGCAUGAAUUGGCUCACCACACUGAAUGCAUAUGCCAAAUCUGGCUUAGUGUGUGCCAAGUAAAUCAACUUUCCCACUAACUUUUGAUAUGGACCCUUAUCAACUUUGACACUUUCCUCCUCAUAAUUCAUCUUAAGAUUUGUUCAAUAAAAACACUAGUUGGUUUGCAUUCAAGUUUUUCCGUUUUCUGAAAAAGAUCAAACACAUAUUUUCUCUUGAGAAAUAAAAAUGUUUUUAUUUGAAUGAACUACCCCAAUUCUCAAUUCCCAAGAAGUGCUUGAGUUCUCAAAAGUCCUUCAUUUCUAAUUCUUCUGAUAAUUUCUUUUUAAGUAGUUGUCUCUCAGUCAAAUCAUCUCCUGUAACAAUAACAUUGUCGUCAUAAACAAGAAGUGCAAUCUACAUUCCUCCGUGUGUAUGUUUAAAAACAUAGUGUAAUCUCUUUGGCUUUGUUUAAAGCCCAAACAGAACAUUAUCUUUGUGAAUCUUUCAAACCAUGCUCGAGAGGACUGCUUAAGUCCAUAUAAGACCUUCUUCAAAUGACACACCUUGUUGCCUCCACCCGUGGUACUAAAACUGAGUGGAAUCUCCAUAUACACUUCCUCCUUUAAGUUUUCAUGUAAGAAUACAUUUUAAACAUCAAAUUGUUGUAAUUCCCAUCCAUAAUAAGCUACAAGAGAUAGUAAGAUUCAAAUAAUAUUCAUCUUUACCACUGGUACAAAUUUCUCUUCAUAAUCAAUGUCAUAUGUCCGAGUAUAACCUUUUGCUACUAGUCUUGCCUUGUACCAAUCAACAUUUUACUUGUGCUUUCCCAUAUAGAUUCAUCUGCAUUCAACUGACUUCUUGCCUCCCUGACUCUCAACAAUUUCCCUAGUAUCAUUUUUCUUAAGAGUUUUCAUUUCCCCACUUAUAGUUUGAGCCUAAUUUUUAUAUUUCAAUGCUUCUUCAAUAGAUGAUGAGAUUCUUACCGAAUCAAUAGCCGUAAUAAAACGUUUAUACUACAUGGAAAAAUGUUUAGAGAAGACAUUAAGAAAUAGGAUAUCUAUACUUGGAGGGAUAAGAUCUUUUAUCCUUUCUCAAAGCAAUGAGUAAAUCAUUCAGAUCAAUAUCACAAGUAUCAGAAAUUUGAGAUUUGUCAAUAGGAUAAUCAUUUUCAGUACUUACCUCUAAUUCAAGCAAUUGAAGUUGUUUUAGAGCAAAUCAAAUAUACUUUUUUUCCUGAUACGCUAUAAUUGAUGCUGAAGGUGUUGGUUCCUGCAAAACAGAAGACAAUGGAUGAACCAAAAUAGGACUAGAUGUAGAAUCAUGACUAAGAGGGAUAAGGUUCGCUUACAAUAUACGACAAUUCAGGCUCAAAAGUAGACUCGAGUGUUUUAGGGAAGUUAUGGUUGAGGAUCAGAAAAUCAAACUCAGAGUCAUAGUUAUUCAUGCUCACCCACCCCCGAGGCUGAGGACGAGUGAAGUAAGACACAUUUUCGUGAAGGUGACAUAUUUAGAAACAACUUACUUACGAUUGGGAGGAUGAUAAUAUUUGUACCCUCUUCUGUUAGGUGGAUAACCCACAAAGACACAUUUAGAAAUGCGUUAAUCCAAUUUAGUUUGGUGUUGCUUAUGGACAUGGACAAAAACUACACAACCAAAUACCCGAGAUUCGGUACCAUGGAACAUAGAAGCAGAAGGAGAAAGUGUGACUAGAAAUUAAACAUGACUAACAUUACCUAUAACAUGAGAUGACACACAAUUAAUUAGAUAAACAACAGUCAAAUCUGCUUCACCCAAAUAUGAUUUUGGAAGACAAGAGCUCAAGCGAAUUCAAGGGAUGUUUUUUUCUUUCUGAAAAAUUAUUUUUUGUGGGGGUACCGACACAUGUGAAUUCAUGGAUGAUGUCUUGUGUAUUGGUAAAACUGUAAAAAUUAUGAUUGACAAAUCUUUACCAUUGUCAGAACGUAUUUUUUUAAUAACUUUACCAGAUUUUGUUUAUAUCAUACUAUAAAAUUGAAUAAUCAAUUGUGGUACUUCUGAUUUGAUUAUUCAUCAAGAAAAAUCAAGCUAUUCGACAACAAUCAUCAAUAAAAGAAACAAUCUAUCUUGUAUAUGAAAUGUUAAAAAUAAGGGUUGUUACCUAAACAUUAGAAUGAAUAAAAUCAAAUGGUUCACCAUUUUUAAUAAGACUUGAAGGAAAAGUAGUUCGAUUAAGUUUAAAAAACUGAUAAAUAUCAUAUUUAAAAGACUCAACGAAUUGUUUUAAAAACAAGGACAGAAACAUACACUUCAUUAAUGAAAAAGGAGAAUGGCUAAGACGCUUGCGCUGAAGCCAGAGAUGUCAUUCCUGGCCGCUAUGGCCGCUAUAGCAGCGCCCUGGAGCGGAACGGCCCCCACCCGCGCGAGAUACAGGGUGCGGUGGCGGAGAUGCUGUAGCGCCCGCUACAGCCGAUAAACCGGGUCGUAGAUCGUUCCCGGGCGGAGCGGAACCGGAUCCAUUCUUUCUUUUUUUUAAAUUUUUUUGGGGAAAAUUACUAUAUUGCCCCUCGUUUUAAAAUUUCUAAAAGCAGAAAACGUUGUUUUUGUCUUCGUCUCCAUCCUCGUUUUCUUACUCGCAUUUUCCAUCUCGUUGCCCUAAUCUCUCACUCUCUCCUAAACGUUCACCGUCGCCAUCGUUUUCCCAACCAUAUUUAGGAGGCAAAUGAUGGCUCUAACAGAGAUUGAAAUGCAGAAGACAACACCUUCUAACCAGUUCAUGCAUUAGAAAGAUACUAUAAUCCUCCUUGUUCUUUAACAACUCCAAUCUUCUUCCCCGUUGCAAGAUUUUGAAAAGCUCAAUGAAAAUUAAAAAACAAAAAAACACUAUAAUUAUUGUCCUCUGUAAGCUUAUGAAUAGAGAGAUAAGGUUGUUUGAUACACUAGGAACUUGAAACACAUCUUUCAAUUUAUAAGAUUGAUGAUCAACGUCUAAACAAUCAUUAACCCGAGUAUGAGAACCAUCUGCAAUAAUAAUAUACGGAAUGUCGGAAGGAGAAAUAUUCUUCAAAAAAUGAUGUAGGAGGGUUACCUGCGCGCAUCGAAGGAAAAACCGCGCAUCAGAACGGUUCGGCAGGAUUUACGCAAGUUUGGCGUCUGAUGUCAGAAUUACUCGUAUUAUACCUUUUCAGAAAGGGAAUUGGCCUAAAAGUUCAACACUCUGCUUUGCGGUGACACGUAGAUUUUUAAGCCAUUUAAGUUCAUUUCAGGCCCAGAAUCAGCAAUUUACUAUUUUGUUUUAUUUAGGAUUUGAUUCUAUUUAGAAUUUAAUUCUAUUUUGGAUUGAUUCUCUUUAGGAUUUGAUUCUAUUUAAGAUUUGAUUAUAUUUUAGAUUUAAUUCCGUUUUAGAUUAAAAGAUUUGAUUUCGUUUUAGAUUAAAAGAUUUGGUUCGGUUUUAGAUUAAAAAUCCAUUAGGGUCUCUUUAAGUCCGUCAGGGUUAUUUUGUUUUAUAUAUUUAAAGACCUUUGGCGUGGUCAUAAGGAUAUUAUCUUCCAUAUAAUAAAAUUUGAAUUUUUUUUUUAUUCUGGUGGAUUCCAGCUUAUCUAACAGGUUUUGCGCUUGCGACCUGUGUUUUAUUUUAGGUUUGCGAUUGCAACCCUAUUCUUUAUUCUAGGUUUAGCACUUGCUAUUCCCUAUGACUUCCGACUGCGUCAGUUGGUAUCAUAGCGGGUUUUCUCCAGUUCUUUCCGUAGCUUGACAACCAUGACUGAUCAACCAGCAAUCAGAGCAGAUUUUGAGGGAAUUACCGCGACUUUUACCGCGACUCUAACUGCUUUGACUGAAUAAAUGACAAAUUUAGCAAAUCAGGUGAAGAACGCCAACUACAAAGGGAAUCAGCGAAGAGACAGGAGAGGAGAACAUGUUAGGGGUGGAAAACUUUCGGAUAAUCCAAUUUCCUUUCUACAUCCACCAUCCAGAAUCGAUCAAACCAUGCAUCAAACAGGGACAAUAAAAUCAUUAGGCCUACAGAAGUCGUCUCCUUUCAUUGAUUUCUUUUCUCAGAUAAAUUUUCUAGUUUACACACCUUGCAGAUAAGCUCUAUACAUUGCAAACAAAGAGCAGCAUUCCUAAAUUAAAGAAAUUGGAGACAAUUUCUGUUAAAGAGACAAUGUCCGAAAUUGUCAAAGAGGCAGCAAAAAAUACUGAAGUAAAUUAUGGUGAUGAUUAAUUUGGUAAAUAUGAAGGAGAUGCACAAGGGCCUUUAUGGAAUGAGAGUCUCACAAUCAAUUGCAAAAAUCAACUCGAUGAUAAUGAUAUUUAUUCUCAAUUUGAUUCUUGUACUGAAGUGAGUGAAGAUUCUUUUACAAUUGCAAUUGCUUUGAAAUCUGAGGAGCAAUGUCUUUUAAGUGCAAAAUCAAAGCUACUAACUUUUGAUAUGCUUGUAAGCAAAGGUGAAAAUCAUGACAUGGAUGAAAAGGUGGAACAUUUGCAAAUCAAUGAUGUAAAAGAUGGAAAUCUUGAUAUGGAUGUUUGUUGUGAUUUACUUGGUAGGCAUUGAUAAUUUUAUAAUAAUAUCACUUAUCGAGGAAGGGAUAACGUGAUGGUGUUUACAUGGGGCACACAUAAAAUUGCUAUGGAUCUUGUUUUGCACUUUGAUAAGAAUCCAAGAGAAAAAAAGUAUAGCUUCUUGGUGAUGACACAGAGUGAAAAGAAGCUUGAUAAGGCUAUUACAAAAACUAAAUUUUUAUGUUUAGUACUAACAAAAGAGGCGAUGAGUGAUGUAAAGGAAAAAACAACAAUUCAAGAAGAACUGCUAGGGGUCCUAAAGGAUUUCAAGGAGUCCACCAUAGAAGAGUUACCAAACGAUUUGCCUCCUAUGCGAGAUAAACGCAUGGAAUUUAAAGUUUUCAAUAUGGAAGAAGAUGUGAUGAUGUUUUUGCGUAAGGUGAGGUUUUUCGGUUGAUGCUCAUAACAAGCUGCAACCAUAUGAAGUUCUUUAUCAAGCAGAAAACUCGGGGUUGAGGUCUUUUGAAGUGAAGGAGACUGAUGUAGGAGGGCUACCUGCGCGUAACGAAGGAAAAACCUUGCGUUAGAACGGUUCGGCAGGAUUUGCACAAGUUUGGUGUUCGAUGUCAGAAUUACUCUUAUUAUAUCUUUUCGGAAAGGGAGUUGGCCUAGGAGUACAGCACACCACUUUGUAGUGACAUGUAGAUUUUUAAGCCAUUUUAGUUCGUUUCAGGCACGAAAUCAUCAAUUUAUUAUUUUGUUUUAUUUAGGAUUUAUUCUAUUUUGAAUUUUAUUCUAUUUAGAAUUUGAUUCUAUUUAGGAUUGAUUCUAUUUUGGAUUUAAUUCUAUUUAGGAUUUGAUUAUAUUUUAUAUUUGAUUCCGUUUUAGAUUAAAAGAUUUGAUUUCGUUUUAAAUUAAAAGAUUUGAUUCUAUUUUAGAUUAAAAGUCCAUUAGGAUCUCUGUAAGCCCAUGGGUUAUUUUGUUUUAAGUAUUUAAAGACUUUUAGCGUGGCUAUAAGGAUAUUAUCUUUCAUAUAAUAAAUUUUGAAGUUUUCUUUGUUAUGGUGGAUUCCAGCUUAGGUUUUGCGCUUGCAACCCCGUGUUUUAUUUUAGGUUUGCGAUUGCAACCAUAUUCUUUAUUCUAGGUUUAGCACUUGCUAUUUCCUAGGACUUCUGAUUGCCUCAAAAGUGAUAUCAAAAUCAAGGAUGCAAGCACUCUUGGAGCUAGUAUCGGCAACAUUAGAAGCACAUUAAUAGAUAUGUUUUCAACCAUAUUGGUUGAUACUUGCAAAAAUGUCUUCUUUAGAGAACAACAAUAAAAAACAAUUCCAGCAAAUAAUUGCAAAGAGACAUACAAUCUUUGUUGUCAUAAAAAAAGCUAGAUUAACAGUACCACCGUGAAUAGUAUCAUUGGCAUGAACAAUGAUCACAUAUGAACAAUUCUGACUAGUGAAAAGUGAUCGCAGAUGAACAAUACUGACUAGUGAAACAAUACCGAUGCAUGCAUGCAGGGGUGGAGCCAAGGCCCAGCUAGUCCGGGCAGGCGCCCGGGCUCAAAUCCUAUUUUCUUUGUACUCUCCCCAAUUUAAUAGUCGAUUUUUAGACAAACUCAUGGGCAAAGUUAUGGACAAAAUUAGUAAAAAUAGGGUGUGAAAAUUAAAACAGAUAAAUAAUCAAUGGUGUAAAGUUUUUGCCCAGACUACCUAAAAUUCCUGGCUCCACCACUGCAUGCAUGGUUAAACAAGACCAAUGCAUUAACAAUGUGGUUGAAAUGAAUAGUCUUUUAGAGUGGAGAGUAAGUAAGCGCGAAUGACCAUUAGUCAAAAUUUCAAACAAUGUGCAAUUAAGAUGAAAUCGAAAUAAAAUGCAUUGACAAGGGGUCGAGUUUAUGCGAAAGCAAGUGGACAUGACAAUACAACCCAUAUCCGUGGAGAGCCAUUCAAACCUGCGCUGAGUUUGAUGGAAAAAAAUACACUCUGGUUGGAUUUAGAUUUUUCCCGAUUACAAAUUAUUGAGACGAAUCGGGUAAUGAGGACACUAGUAUUCAUUUGAAUCCGUCCAAUUUAUUUUAUUUGGAUUUAGAUUUUUCCGAUUACAAAUUAUUGAGACGAAUCGAGUAAUGAGGACACUAGUAUCCAUCUGAAUUCGUCCAAUUUAUUUUAUUAUGUACUUUAUUAUUUAAUUUAAAUAAUUGAAAAUAUUAAAUAUGUGGUGAAUCCUUUAAUAUUUUAAUUUGUACUUCAUUAUUUGAAAUAUUUAAAACGGUAUAAUAUUUGCAACAUACUAUCAUUAAUUUUGAUUUUUAAAUAAUGUGAAAUUUUCUUUCCAUCCAAACAAGUUUUAAAUUAGAUGGACCUGAAUUAUAUUAUAUGGUAAUAUAAUUUAAUAGUAAGGUUAUAUUAUUAUAUGAUAAUAUAAUUGUUUUCUAUAUACUAGUGUCAAAGUGCUCGUCUUUCUAUUUUUCUCUGUUCUUAUUUUUUUUUCCUUUGUUAUAAGGAAAUAAUUUAACCUUACUUAUUUAAUAAAUACCUAAUUAAAUUAGUUUGCGUGGUAAUCCCAAAAUGUAGGAGAGAAAAGAGACAAUAGAAAAAGAGUAACACUUGUCUGCUUAACAAACCCAACCGUAAACGAACAUGAAUCUAUACAUGCAUGAAACUAACUACCUAAAAUAAUACCAACACAUAAUGUUUAAAGAAUUAAAAUGACUCAUUUUCAUCCAUUUUCAGAAUUAUUAAUUAUUUUUAUAAUUAUUACUAUUAUCUUUAUUUUCUCUUCCUCGAAUUUCAGACACGAAUACAAUUUCUCUCUUUUUUCUCUCCAACAACUUGAUGCAUCUUGCUGGCAAUUCUGUUACCCAGAAUCAACCAAUUUUGUGGCAACUUCAUCAUUGGAACUAAGCUUCAUUCUUUAAAACAAGAACAACAUCAUUACGUUGUUUUUUUGUUUGUGUUUUUGAUUUGAUUAUUAGAUCAUGAAGCAAAACAUAUAUCCUCGAUUAAUGGGAUAAAAAUUCAAGAUUGUUGUUGGUUGUCAUUGGUGUUCUUUUGUUUUUGUUUUUCGUUUUUCUAGCCAUUUCUGAGAAUAUAUAAGGUUUAAAUUCACGAUGAGUUCAGAAAUGGCUAAGGAAAAUAAUAAGGAGUCUAACGGAACGUCUUCUUCUCCUACAGAAAAAGGUUCGGAAAAAGGUUCUGAAAAAGAUUCCGAAAAAGCUCCUGAAAAAGUUUCAGAAAAAAAAGCUUCUGCUCCUUCUCCUUCUAAAUCACCUCCUGAAGAAUCAAAUCCUCCAGAAAAAGCACCAUCAAAGUCUCCACCUCCGCCUUCAUCAUCACCUCCUCCGCAGCAGUCUCCACCGCCACCUGCACCGCCUCGUUCUCCACCACCUUCUCCAUCACUAUCUCCUCCGCCAGCACAAACUCCACCGGAAGCUCCACCGCCAGAUUCUUCGCCACCUCCAGCAAAAGCUUCACCUCCUGAACCUUCUCAAUCAUCGCCGCCUCAAUUGUCACCGCCUCCAACACCUCUAUCAUCGCCACCAGCUCCAUUAUUUUCACCACCACCACCACUGCUCGGCGAAUCUUCUCCCACUCCAUCACAUUCUAAUUCCCCUCCUCCAUCUCCUCAAGCUCCUUCCUUACCUUCCCCUUCUUUAAAAUUUAGUCCUCCACCACCGCACGGCCAUCCUUCGCCACCACAAUCACCUUCCAUUUCCCCAAGCUCUCGUUCAAAACCAAUCCCUUCUCCUCCCAAAAGCAACUCUCAGUCUAAACAACCCUCCUCCAAUUCUAAUACAGCACAAUACGUUGGUAUUACUCUCGCAACAGUUUUUGUUCUCGCCUUUAUAGCAGCCGUUCUUUUUCUAUUAUUAAAAAAGAAAGAGAAACGAGGGAAUAUCUAUGCUUUGCCACCCCCCAAGAAAUCUCAAAUGAAAGGAGAUGUGCAUUACUAUGUAGAGUCACCAGGUUUUGGUUAUGAUAAUAGGAAUCAUUUAGUUGCAAUGCAGCAUUUGAGAAGUCCUUCAGACCCAACACAACAACAAAUGAAUACUGGCCAAAUUUUUUUUAGUUAUGAACAGAUUGUGGAAAUCACUAAUGAGUUUUCAAGUGAAAAUGUGAUAGGAGAAGGGGGUUUUGGGCGUGUUUACAAGGCUUCAAUGCCUGAUGGUAGAGUUGGAGCGGUUAAGUUAUUGAAGGUCGGUAGUGGUCAAGGAGAGAGGGAGUUCAGAGCAGAGGUUGAUAUUAUUAGUCGUGUACAUCAUCGACAUUUGGUAUCGUUGAUUGGUUAUUGUAUAUCUGAGCAACAAAGAGUUCUCAUUUAUGAGUUUGUUCCUAACGGGAAUCUUGAUCAACAUUUGCAUGAAAGUGAAUGGAAUGUUUUGGAUUGGUCCAAAAGGACGAAGAUAGCAAUUGGUGCUGCAAGGGGCCUAGCAUAUUUACACGAAGGCUGCAACCCAAAGAUUAUUCACAGAGAUAUUAAGUCGUCGAAUAUACUGUUGGAUAAUGCUUAUGAGGCACAAGUUGCAGACUUUGGACUUGCCCGACUAACCGAUGAUGCUAAUACUCAUGUAUCAACUAGGGUGAUGGGUACUUUUGGCUAUAUGGCUCCAGAGUAUGCAACGAGUGGAAAACUAACGGAUAGAUCAGACGUUUUCUCAUUCGGAGUUGUUCUUCUUGAGCUCAUAACCGGAAAGAAACCUGUUGAUGCAACACAACCCGUGGGGGAUGAGAGUUUGGUCGAGUGGGCUCGUCCACUUCUCCUUCGUGCAAUCCAGUCGGGUGAUUUUAGUGAACUAGCAGACCCAAGGCUUCAACGACAAUACGUUGACAGUGAAAUGUUUAGAAUGAUCGAGGCAGCUGCAGCAUGUGUUCGUCAUUCUGCCCCAAAACGACCCCGUAUGGUUCAGAUUGCAAGAGCCUUGGAAAUUGGAGAUCAACUAUAUGAUCUAUCAAACGGGGUGAAAUACGGGCAGAGCACAAUUUAUGAUUCUGGACAGUAUAAUGAAGACCUUAUGAGAUUCAAAAGGAUGGCUAAUGGAAGUUUUGAUGACUCUGAAUUCGAUAUUUAUAGCGCGGAAUACAGUUCAAGAGACAUGCCUAGUGGAUCUACAUGGAUCCCCCAAACUCCAAGUGCUGAUUCACAGAUUAAACCUGUCCAAGAAUAAAACAACACUGUAAAAAGCUAUAACCCCACUAAUUUCACCAAACAUGGAAAUCAAAAACUCUUCAAUUUUGGUUCUGUUUUCUUUCCCCCAUUUUUUUUUUAAUAGAGGGGAACAAUGAAAAUUCGUAUGGUAUAAAUCUUAUAUACUAUAAUGCGGGAUAUGAUGGAAGAUUGAGUUUAUUUCAGCACAUUAGCAGUGAUACAUUGAGUUUGUAUAAAACAUCUAUGGUUUGUGUUUUCCAUUUUGAAACUAUGUUUGAAUGAUUCUUAUGUAAAUAGAAUGUAUAAAACUAAUAAAGUCUAAUUAAGUGAUACUGUAGUUGAUUUUGACUGUCUGAUUUAAAUUAAUGUUUGAGAUUGAUUUACAUAUCAAUUUAAUGAAUAUUUAAUGUGAAUAUUUUGUUUUUGUUUUUGAACGAGUUACUAAGUUAUGUUUUCUUCUUCUUCAUUUUUAUAUGAGCCAUGUUGUAUCUUACGAAACGAAACAUCCGAAGAACAAGUAAAAAUUUAACAAAAUAUAUAAAUUUGACUUUUGACUUAAACAUGGGAUGAAGUUAGUGCAAAUUCUUGUGUUUCCUUAGUUCAUGCUUCGUAACAAUAAAUAUUUCUCAAUAAAAUAUAUAAAUUUGACUUUUGACUAAAAUAUGGGGUGGGGUUAGUGCAACUCUUUAUUUUAACAACAUUGAUUAUUUCAUAUCACUUCUCUCCCACUCGCCAGCCACGACACCACGUCGUCGUCACCUCUAUUGACCUUCUCCUAUCUCUCUAAAAUAAAACAAAAGAGAAAAAUA
Messenger RNA from Vicia villosa (hairy vetch), 13401 nucleotides. Its product is annotated as proline-rich receptor-like protein kinase PERK13. The coding region runs from base 10557 to 12611 and encodes 684 amino acids. Gene Ontology annotation, biological process: protein phosphorylation. Lineage: Eukaryota; Viridiplantae; Streptophyta; Magnoliopsida; Fabales; Fabaceae. The record is from RefSeq and is a predicted model, not a curated record. Gene Ontology annotation, molecular function: protein kinase activity; ATP binding. The transcript has 11 exons.